This is a messenger RNA of Hippocampus zosterae (dwarf seahorse), 2305 nucleotides long. RefSeq lists its product as uncharacterized. The record is from RefSeq and is a predicted model, not a curated record. Gene Ontology annotation, cellular component: extracellular region; membrane. The transcript is spliced from 10 exons. NCBI's taxonomy places the organism in Eukaryota, Metazoa, Chordata, Actinopteri, Syngnathiformes, Syngnathidae. Bases 293 to 1657 code for a protein of 454 amino acids. Gene Ontology annotation, biological process: lipid transport; lipoprotein metabolic process. Gene Ontology annotation, molecular function: lipid binding.
AAAAGCUACGGGAACUGGUCACGAGAUUUCAGCGUGAUAAAGCACGCACGAAACUGCUUUCGGUAAACACAGCCGACGCCACGAUGUUUAACAUCUUGGAGACAUGCAGUACAAAAAUAUGACUUCAUGACUGAAGUCAGUGUUGGAAAGGCAAACACAGAGACAAAUUGGAUUGCCACUGAUACUGAAUCCUUAAAAAAUGACACCAUGUGACAGCAUCAUGGACUAAAGAAGUGGCGCCCAAGAUAGAGACUGCAUGCUGUAACACGCCCUGUUGGAGCUCUCACCAAGAAUGAUGAGGUCCUCCACCAUUCCACAUGCUGCAGUAUCUGUGAACAACUACGCUGACUGUAGGAGGUUUCGUCCUGUUCGUCCUCCACUUCCAGAGCCACCAAUGGGCAUUUAUGUGGAUGCCAUUCAUCCCAAAAUGGUAGUCAAUGAAUGUAACCGAGCUUCAAUUACCGAGGCACCUACAAAGCCUGCAGCCAUGUAUGAAAGAGAACCGCCUCGUCCUCCUCCACCUCGACCGCCUCUACCCAACAACAGGCAAAUUUCGGUUCAGCAGAAAUCUGAGCGGGGCCAAGGCUCCCUACCCAGACAAGAUAAUAUCAUAUCCCUCCCAUGUGCAGAUGAGCCGCUAUAUAUGGAAAUAGAGGAGGCUCUAUAUCUGGAAAUUCUGCCAGGAAAUGAUGUCACAUUUCAGGCACAAGAGACAUCAAGACCUCAAAUUGGAAUGCAGAGCCAAAGAGACUUCAAGUUCAAUUCUUCUCAAUAUUCCAAUGCACAAAAACAGGAUAUCCAGGAGCUGCUUGAAUGGAUGCGAACAGUUUCAAAAGCGUCGCGCUUGACUCCAUCGUUGCAUGAACUCAGUAAAGAGGAGGAAAUAAGGGUCUUCAAUCAAAGAGCUUUGAACACAAAACAGGCUCUUUGUCUUUUCCACCUUCUCAUGACACAGCGCAGUCAACGUCUGCAAGGCUAUAUUUUAGACUUUAAUUCUAUCUCUGACCUUCUGGACAAAGAGACGAAGACGACCAAAACUAUGGGCAUUGCUGGAGGCACCACUGGUGCAGUGGGAGGAGUGGCCGCAAUGGUUGGUAUAGCCUUGGCACCCGCAACCAUGGGCGCAUCGCUGGUCGUUACUGCUGUCGGUGUUGGUAUGGUGGGAGUUGCAGGAGGAAUGGGUGUUCAUGCUUCUAAGCCCAACAAGAAGAUUGGAGACGGGAGCAUGAUUAAGAAACUUGUCUAUGAUUACAAGUUACAUGUUGCUGAUAUAGAACAGUGUCUGGAUUUUGUCCUCUGUGAGCUAACGGAGGUUCAAAGGCACGAUCUUGUGCGGUUACAGCAGGCUGGGGUUCCACCUGACGCAUUGACAAUUGCUGAUGAAAUGCAGUCUUUACUAAAUAACAUCAAGAAUGAUAGAAAUGCUUUGUACACACGUGGAAUGUCUUCUGACAGGCUGCUCCAUGUCUUUGCUGCAGAAGUGGAUCGAUAUUUUAAGGAAAAGAAUGGUCAGAAAAGGCUAAAGAAGUCCGCGAAGGGCAGACUCUCAGAAAGAAUUCAACUGCUAGCUCGAAAUCUUGAGAAGGAGCUUGACUAUCUGAAUUUUGUGUGGAAAUUGAUGAGACAUAUGUUCAACAACCAAAAAAAUACACUAUGACCAUGCUUUGAAUGCUGACCUUUGUAGAAUUUCCCUCGUUUGAUUUUUUUUUGUGUCUGAGUGUGCUCGUAAACUGUGGAAAUGUUUCAUCAGUUCUAGAAUGUUGUCAAUUGAAAUUAUUUCAAUAAUGUAGACCAAAUCAAUCCAAUUAUAUAAACACAAACACACACACACACGCACGCACACACUACAUUAAUAUUAAAAUCCGUAUUUAUCUUUGCUGCAUACAACAAGACGUAUGUAUAAAUAGAUAAGAUUUAUUGGGGAAAUUUACAGCCUCCAGCAGCAAGAAUGUGGGUAGAAAGAAGAAAGAAGAAAAAACAAACACCAUUCAAUUAAGUGCAAUAUAAAUACAAAAUGGAUAAAUCGCAGUGCUAUUUACAAUUGUUUUUCACAUCACAUCAUUUAGUUAUUAUUAUUAUUAUUGUUGUUACGAUAGCAUGACUGACCAUAUCUUAUGUGUUCAAUUAUCUUGUUAUUUGAUGUUAACUGUUCUGUAAAGCGCUUUGUUUCAGCUGCGGUUGUUGUGAAAUACAGCUGUAUUGUAAUGUAUUGUACUGUAUUUUUAACUGCAAUGGCUAUUGCAUGUUCAGGUAUUUCGUUAUCGCUCAUCAAUAAGUUUUGAAUAAAUAUUCAUGAGAGAAAAAA